CCUCAGAGUGAUUUUUUCUGUUUUUGUUGUCGCUGUUGCUGUGGGUGGGGGGGUGCCAUGUUCGACUGUAUGGAGGCUCUGGGCAUGGGCCCCCGGCAGCUCUAUGACGUCACCAGCCGCGGUGCGUGCAUGCUACGGAAGGCGAGCCCCUUCUUCGCGGGUCUGGACCCGUUCGCGUGGACAGGAAGUGCCAGCGUCCAGUCGGUGGAGACCCAGAGCACCAGCUCGGAGGAGAUGGUACCCAGUUCUCCGUCUCCACCUCCCCCACCUCGCAUCUACAAGCCCUGCUUUGUGUGCCAGGACAAGUCCUCGGGGUACCACUACGGGGUCAGCUCCUGUGAGGGCUGCAAGGGUUUCUUCCGGCGCAGUAUCCAGAAGAACAUGGUGUACACCUGCCACCGAGACAAGAACUGUCAGAUUAACAAGGUCACACGCAACCGCUGCCAGUACUGCAGGCUGCAGAAAUGCUUCGAGGUCGGCAUGUCCAAGGAAGCGGUACGCAACGACCGGAACAAGAAGAAGAAGGACGUGAAGGAGGAGGUGGUGCUUCCCGAGAGCUACGAGCUGAGUGGAGAGCUGGAGGAGUUGGUCAACAAAGUCAGCAAAGCUCACCAAGAAACCUUCCCGUCGCUGGGCCAGUUGGGCAAAUACCACACCAACUCCAGCUCAGACCACCGUGUCCAGCUGGAUCUGGGUCUCUGGGACAAGUUCAGCGAGCUCUCCACCAAAUGCAUCAUCAAGAUUGUGGAGUUCGCCAAGCGGCUGCCAGGGUUCACCACCCUCACCAUCGCCGACCAGAUCACUCUGCUGAAGUCGGCCUGCCUGGACAUACUGAUGCUGAGGAUCUGCACACGCUACACCCCAGAGCAGGACACCAUGACCUUCUCCGAUGGCCUGACUCUGAACCGCACUCAGAUGCACAACGCCGGCUUCGGACCCCUCACAGACCUGGUGUUCGCCUUCGCUGGCCAGCUUCUACCCCUGGAGAUGGACGACACAGAAACCGGCCUCCUCAGCGCCAUCUGCCUCAUCUGCGGAGAUCGUAUGGAUCUGGAAGAGCCCCAGAAAGUGGAUAAGCUGCAGGAGCCUCUUCUUGAGGCUCUGAAGAUCUACGCUCGCCGCCGCCGCCCCAACAAGCCGCACAUGUUCCCCCGCAUGCUGAUGAAGAUCACUGACCUCAGGGGCAUCAGCACCAAGGGUGCAGAGAGAGCCAUCACUCUGAAGAUGGAGAUCCCCGGGCCGAUGCCUCCGUUGAUCAGGGAGAUGCUGGAGAACCCGGAAGCUUUCGAAGACCAAACGGAGAGCAACGACAGCCCGCCGCCUCCGCCGCCGCCCCCCCCACCUCCAGCACCGGCUCUGGUCCUGAAGCAGGAGGCCGAGGACGAGGACGACAGCUGGGCCACAGAGAACGGCAGCGAGCCGUCGCCGGAGGAGGAGGAGGACGACGAGGACGACGACGGCGGGGAUGAAGAGCGGGACAGGGGCUCGGACAGUGAGGGGGAGUCCUGGGGGGUUCUGGAGGGCACAGACGGGUCGAGGAAAGGCCUUUUCGGGAGGGCCCAGUGAACAGAGCAUUUCAUACACACACACAGUACAUACACACAUACACACAUACAGUACAGACACGCAGCACAACCUCACCCACUGUCCCACCUCAAGAAAAUGCUGGCCCUCCCUCCCACCCACCCCCGAUCUCUCUCUUUACUACACAUCACUGUGUCCUCCUCGGUGGAGCACAGCAGAGCCUUAUGUGUACAGACGCUCCCAACUCAGGCCACACGGUCCAUGACAAGUGAACUACAGAGACAGUAAAGUAAAGGAGAGAUGACGGGAAAAACCAUAUGAACUCGUGGCGCAGCCGAGAGGGAAGCAAACGUGACAAAAAGAACACGACCUCUUUGAGAAAGCGAAAAUGUCUCUUUUUUUUCUUUUCUUUUUCCUGCUAUUUUCCUUUUUGUUUAUAUCUAAAUAGGGGAACGGCCAAAACCAGACAUCAGAACCGAGCAGUUGACUCCGACGGACGACAACAAGCACAUUUCUCAAAAAAAGAAAAACAAGAGUACAGGGCAAAACCAAAUGGAGUAUGCUAAUCGUUUGUUUUUAUUUGUGGUUAUUUGCUUUUGAAUACUGUUUUUUUUUCAAUUUAUGAUUUAAGUCCAUACAUAUCUAUAUACCAUUAUAUUUUGUCUUUACGUGUUAUUCUGGUUUUAUAUAUGAAUUCUUUUGACGAGUUGUUUCUUUGAAGAGCUUUCCUGAGAAGAUAUUCAGAGGGAAAGGAGGGUUAAUCCGAACUGGCUGGGUCUUCCGUAACAGCUGCUCGUGUUUGGCUGGGGCUUGUUUUUGGGCACUUUGGCUCACUGUGGAUGUCGAUGAUAAUCAAACCCAGAGACCUAUUGUUAUGUCGCAGUAACUUAAUCAGUUUCUGUCAUCAGGGAAUUGGCAUUAUUCUAUUUUGAUCUCGCUGCAGCCAACAUGCGCCGUCAAUGCCGAAAGGUCAAGUUAUCUUUGUGCCAAAGUUAGGAUCAGCGUGAAUUUGACUACUGGCCGGGACUCCAGCCACGAUGCAGCGCUCACUCACACGUGCACUAAUACAAAUACACCCUUGAUCUCAUGCACAGUAAAGCAUAUGACACACACACACACACAGACACACACUCCUCUCACUCCACCCUCAGCUGUAGCAGAUGUCCAGCCUGGCAUCGAGUCCCCGGACAGAGAUUUACACUCGACCGUAUACGUAGCACUUUUGUGAUCCUCUGUCCGAGUGAGGCUGAGAGUGAGGACACUGUUGAUGUCUCCGUUAGCAAGUCCAGGAUGAGGACAGCGUCAACACAUGAAAUACAAUCAACCCGAGAGCACUCCCAAGUGAUGCCAGUAGCCAAAAUACACACACACACACACACACGAGAAAAACCAACCAUCCACACGUCGUAGCAACAUUAUGCAUCAACACAAUAAUCAAAGACAUAUGCAAAGUGGAGAGCAGGAAUCCUUGUGGGAGACACGUUGGAAUCAGACUCAGGGCUUUUCAGUAAGGACCAAACCCCCUAGCUGCUUUUCAGGCACGCUAGACAACAGGCAAUAUUUAUGUGUGUGUUCUUGAAGCCGUUUUCGAUCAGCUCAACCCCUCAGCGUGUACAUAGAAGGUGACAGGUCUGAAAAAACAGCAUAGAUGCCAGUCUCUCAGAGGGGAGGGGGGGGCAACUCAUCAUCGUCGUCAUUGUCGUCGUCACCACCCCCCCCCCCCUUGUGCUCGCAGCUGGCAUCCAUGCCGACGCAACUACCUUCUCAUCCCAAAAGCCAUUAUAUCAUCUUGUCUUGUGUAUAUCCCUACUUCUCUCUUAAAGGAGGCGUGGAGGACUCUGUGUUCUCGUGUAUCAUUUCUUUAUUGCCAAAAUGUCUCAGUAGAGAUUCAGCUGAUAUACAGUACAGAUGUUAUUUUUUUUUUCGGUCUCUCUUCGAAGCAAUAUGAACGUUCUCUCUGUAGCGGUGAGAGUUCCCAUCUUUGGAAUAUGGGCAGGUCUCCUCAUCUAGAGUUGUGCGAGAGAGUGUGAGUGUGCGCGUGUGAGUGUGUGUGUGUGUAUGGGUUUGUGUGUGAAUGCAGUAACAUGUUUUCAGUCAUUGGGGGAAUGUCCUUGGUUUGGUGCUCUCACACACAAAAAAAAAACCCUCCCGUGUGAUGACCUCAUCCUCUCUCUCUGCCGGGCUGUCAGGAUAUUAAUGAUGGUGACGCAGGAAGAACAUUGAGAUUAUGUUGUUUUUUGUUUUUGUUUCUCAACAUGGCCAAGGUGUUGUCUACCCUCUGUUUAUGUCAACUCUUGUCAUACAAAGAAAAGCCAUAUAAACAGUAAGAGGCACAAUAAACUACUUUUGUGAGAUUA
Messenger RNA from Limanda limanda (common dab), 3881 nucleotides. RefSeq names its product retinoic acid receptor gamma a (gene rarga). The transcript is spliced from 8 exons. NCBI's taxonomy places the organism in Eukaryota, Metazoa, Chordata, Actinopteri, Pleuronectiformes, Pleuronectidae. Gene Ontology annotation, cellular component: nucleus; transcription regulator complex. Gene Ontology annotation, biological process: cellular response to corticotropin-releasing hormone stimulus; regulation of transcription by RNA polymerase II; retinoic acid receptor signaling pathway. Gene Ontology annotation, molecular function: nuclear receptor activity; zinc ion binding; nuclear glucocorticoid receptor binding. The coding region runs from base 58 to 1566 and encodes 502 amino acids. The record is from RefSeq and is a predicted model, not a curated record.